UCAAAUCCUUCCCAUUUGACGCUCUUUUACGAGACACAUGCAGCGCAAGCUCCCGCCAUUGCCCCACUUCGCGCUCCGCUCCUCCUCCAGCUCCAGCUCCGCAUCCCAUUCCCCGCCGCCGCCUCGCCGCCUCCCACCUCCAGUGCCGCUACGCGACCUCCUCGCCCACCGCCUCCCGCCUCCGCAAUCGCCGCCUCCUCGCUCGCCGCCGCCACUGCACCCUCACGCCGACCUCCUCUCCCUCCUCCGCCGCCGCGGUGGAGACCCCGCCCCGGAGAGCCUCCACCUCGAGCUCGUCAAGCGCGGCCUCACCCAUGACCUCUUCCUCUCAAACCACCUCGUCAACUCCUACGGCAAGGGCUCGCGCCUCGCCUGCGCGCGCCGGGUGUUCGACGGUAUGCCGGACCGGAACGCCGUUUCCUGGACCUGCCUCGUGUCCGGGUACGUGCUGUCGGGGUGCACCGACGAGGCCUUCCGGACGUUCCGCGCGAUGCUGCGGGCUGGCUCUUCAGACCGCAGCAGGCCCACGUCGUUCACCUUCGGGAGCGUGCUCUGCGCGUGCCAGGACGCCGGCCCGGACCGGUUCGGAUUCGCGGUGCAGGUCCAUGGAUUGGUCUCCAAGACUACGUAUGCGUCGAACACGACGGUUUGCAAUGCGCUGAUCUCGAUGUACGGUAGCUGCUCUGUUGGUCUGCCGCUCCAGGCGCAGCGGGUGUUUGAUACCACACUGGUUAGGGACCUCAUCACGUGGAACGCCUUGAUGUCUGUGUAUGCUAAGAAAGGGUAUGUGGCGUCCACGUUUUCCUUGUUCGUGGCGAUGCUGCGUGAUGACCCAGCAGCUGAGUUGAGGCCAAAUGAGCAUACCUUUGGGAGCCUGGUCACUGCGGCAUCUGUGCCCUCGUGCAGCUCAGGAGUUCUUGAGCAAGUGUUCGCCAGGGUGCUCAGUUCUGGCAUCUCAAAUGACCUCUAUGUGGGAAGCGCUCUCGUCAGUGCAUUCGCGAGGCAUGGCAUGCUCGAUGAAGCUAAGGACAUUUUUCUCAGUUUGGAGCAGAGGAACGCAGUUACAUUGAAUGGUCUGAUCGUAGGUUUGGUCAAGCAGCACUGCAGUGAAGAAGCAGUUCGGAUUUUCAUGGGGACUAGGGACUCAGUGGUUGUCAAUGCAGACACGUAUGUCGUGUUGCUCGGUGCGAUAGCUGAGUUUUCUGUGCCGGAGGAUGGCUUGAUCAAAGGUAGGGAAGUCCACGGACAUCUUCUUAGAACUGGACUUAUCGAUUUGAAAAUCGCUGUCAGUAAUAGUCUGGUUAAUAUGUACGCCAAAUGUGGUGCCAUUGAAAAAGCCUCUAGAGUUUUCCAGUUGCUUUCUGCAAGAGACCGGGUUUCAUGGAACACCAUUAUCUCGGUUCUUGAUCAGAAUGGUUACUGUGAAGGUGCAAUGAUGAAUUACUGUACAAUGAGGCAAGGUUGCAUAAGUCCAUCGAAUUUUGCAGCAAUUAGCGGCUUGAGCUCAUGUGCAAGUUUGGGACUUUUGGCUGCAGGCCAGCAACUGCAUUGUGAUGCUGUAAAGUUGGGACUGGAUUUAGAUACCUCUGUUUCAAAUGCGCUGGUUAAAAUGUAUGGAGAAUGUGGAGCUAGGUCCGCGUGCUGGGAAGUUUUCAACUCUAUGGCUGAACAUGAUGUUGUUUCCUGGAAUUCUAUCAUGGGUGUCAUGGCCAAUUCGCAAGCACAUAUUGCUGAAUCCGUACAAGUAUUCUCCAAUAUGAUGAGGAGUGGUUUGGCCCCAAAUAAAGUAACAUUUGUUAACUUACUGGCUGCAUUGUCGCCGUUGUCUGUGCUUGAAUUGGGAAAGCAGGUUCAUGCUGUGGUGCUGAAGCAUGGAGCUAUAGAAGAUAAUGCAGUGGAUAAUGCUCUGAUGUCAUGUUAUGCUAAGUCAGGAGACAUGGAUUCUUGUGAGAAGCUGUUCUCUGAAAUGUCGGGCAGAAGGGAUGCUGUCUCGUGGAAUUCAAUGAUUUCAGGUUACAUCUACAAUGGCCAUCUGCAGGAGGCUAUGGACUGUGUUUGGCUUAUGAUGCACAGUGACCAAAUGAUGGACUGUUGCACCCUCUCCAUUGUACUGAAUGCAUGUGCCUCUGUUGCAGCAUUGGAACGUGGGAUGGAGAUGCAUGCUUUCGGUAUUAGGUCACAGUUGGAAUCAGAUGUUGUGGUUGAGAGUGCUCUUGUUGAUAUGUACUCCAAGUGUGGAAGGAUAGACUAUGCUUCAAAGGUGUUCAAUUCCAUGAAUCAGAAAAAUGAGUUCUCAUGGAACUCUAUGAUUUCUGGUUAUGCGAGACAUGGUCUUGGAAGAAAAGCUUUGGAUAUCUUUGAAGAAAUGCAGCAAAGUGGAGCAAAUCCAGAUCAUGUCACAUUUAUCAGUGUUCUGUCUGCCUGUAGUCAUGCUGGAUUGGUAGAUAGAGGUCUAGACUACUUUGAAAUGAUGGAGGACCAUGGUAUACUACCUCAGAUUGAACAUUAUUCUUGUGUUAUAGACCUUCUUGGUCGAGCUGGUAAGCUCACUAAGAUACGGGAAUACAUCAAGAGAAUGCCAAUGAAACCAAAUGCUCUUAUAUGGAGGACCGUAUUAGUUGCUUCUCGGCAAUCGAAGGACAGGGACAAGUUAGAUCUGGGGAGAGAAGCUUCAAGGAUGCUUUUGGAAUUAGAACCUCAAAAUCCUGUAAACUAUGUUCUCGCAUCUAACUUUUAUGCAGCAACAGGAAGGUGGGAGGAUACAGCCAAAGCACGAGCUGCAAUUGGGGGAGCAGCAGAGAAAAAAGAGGCUGGUCGCAGUUGGGUAACCCUAGGUGAUGGAGUUCAUACUUUCAUUGCCGGAGACAGAUCACAUCCGAAUACCGUAGAAAUAUAUGAAAAACUAAGUGUUUUGAUCCAAAAGAUAAGGAGCGCAGGUUAUGUUCCAAUGACAGAAUUUGCCUUGUAUGAUCUUGAAGAAGAGAACAAAGAGGAGUUGCUAAGCUAUCAUAGUGAAAAGCUUGCAGUUGCCUUUGUUUUAACUCGUUCCUCCUCAGGUGUCCCCAUAAGAAUCAUGAAGAACCUUCGGGUUUGUGGAGAUUGUCACACAGCUUUUAGAUACAUAUCUCAGAUUAUUGGCCGGCAAAUCAUUUUAAGGGAUUCCAUCCGAUUCCAUCAUUUUGAGGAUGGAAAGUGUUCUUGUGGAGAUUACUGGUAGCAUGUUUAUGAGGUGGUAUCUGGACAGGGUAUUUGUUAACAUCUUCGGAUUUUGUGGCACCAAACAACCAUUUGAGGUCGUUGUUGCUGUUGAAAGGUUCAGGUAUUCUUCGGUGAGUAUAUGUGGAUAGCACACGGCAUAACUUUUUUUGUUGUUCCACAAUCCGACCUAGUAAGCUCUUUUUGUAACCA
Lolium perenne is the source of this 3408-nucleotide messenger RNA. Its product is annotated as putative pentatricopeptide repeat-containing protein At5g09950. The record is from RefSeq and is a predicted model, not a curated record. Gene Ontology annotation, cellular component: intracellular membrane-bounded organelle. Gene Ontology annotation, biological process: RNA modification. Gene Ontology annotation, molecular function: zinc ion binding; protein binding; RNA binding. NCBI's taxonomy places the organism in Eukaryota, Viridiplantae, Streptophyta, Magnoliopsida, Poales, Poaceae.